AUGGAAUAGGGUGCGAGGGUUUCCCCUCACUAGCAGAAAUUGAGCGAUAAAGCCUUUCCAAACGGAAAGUUUUGGGGCCUCACUGACGCCGGUUGUGCGAUGGCCAGCUUAACCCCACACUACUGA
Molecule: messenger RNA, 126 nt
Organism: Paramecium tetraurelia
Lineage: Eukaryota; Ciliophora; Oligohymenophorea; Peniculida; Parameciidae
Exons: 1
Source: RefSeq, a predicted model, not a curated record